Messenger RNA from Miscanthus lutarioriparius, 726 nucleotides. NCBI's taxonomy places the organism in Eukaryota, Viridiplantae, Streptophyta, Magnoliopsida, Poales, Poaceae. The record is from the annotation of a GenBank genome assembly.
AUGUACUGCACUGCUCGCUUCAGCAACGCCAACAAGUGGCUGCCGGCCUACAGCAAAACAGCAGAGUGCCAGUGCACUGUAGCUAUGCAGCUGUAUCUACAGACUAGUACGACCAGAGGUGCAGCUAAUCUGAUCAGAUUUGUAGCCAUCUCGACUCCAAUUUCAUCGUUAUCUCCUUCCUCUGCCAACGCAGCAACCAAUGCGCCGGCCAAAUUCUCUAAACCUGCUCUACCUGUCUUCAAUUCCUUAAAUCCACAAACGCGCCUUGAGCUUCUCAUCCUUUUCCCUAAGAUUGGAUUGAGCAAUUUCAACAGGAAGUCAUCUUCCCCAGCGAGCAGACCGUGCAGUGGAGGAGCUAGCAGCCAUGGCCCCAAGCUGCGGGUGGCCGCGGCGCCCGGCCCUGGCUUCCCCGACGACGCGGAGGCAUCGGCGGCUCUGGCCCCAAGCCGCGGCGGCCCCUGCUUCCACGGUCUCAUCACGGACCCGCUCCACAGCCGCAGCGCCCGGCCCCUGCUUCCACGGCCUCGUCACGGCGCCCGGCCCCUCUUCCCCGGCCUCGUCACGGACCCGCUCCACCGCCGCGGGUCCGAGAGCUCACUGUGCAAAGGCCACCGGCGUUUCGUCAACAUCUCCGGGGUGGCGGAGCCGCACGGCACGCUGCAAAGGCCAGUCGGGCCCGGGCUGCGGCUCCUGCUGGGCGUUCACCGGCCGCAAUGGAUCGGAUGA